Adineta ricciae is the source of this 471-nucleotide messenger RNA. Lineage: Eukaryota; Metazoa; Rotifera; Eurotatoria; Adinetida; Adinetidae. The record is from the annotation of a GenBank genome assembly.
AUGGUUGAGAAUGAACCUUCGAAAUCACCAGUGCCGAACCGUUCGACUUCUUUCGUUCGAUUGACUUCAUCGAAACAACGUUCAGAUUCUUUCAUAUUUGCUAAUGGUGAUCAAUACGACGGAGACUAUAUCAUUGCCGAUGAAGCUCAUAUUAUGCGUCAUGGUCAUGGUAAACAUACAAGUGCCGAUCAACAACUUAUAUAUGAAGGUACAUGGAAGAAUGAUAAAAUGCAUGGAACCGGACGAUUAACAUAUGGAGAUGGAACAUCUUAUGACGGAGAAUUCCAAUCAAAUUACUUCGAAGGUUUAGGAACAUACACAUGGCCUGAUGGCGGUCAAUAUACAGGUUUAUGGAAAAAGUCACGGCCGAUAGGUAAAGCAGAAUAUAUCGGACCAAAGUUAGGCGUACCAUUUGUUGGUGUAGCCGAUGGACAACAGGCACAUAUGCGAUAUAAAGUAUCUUCUCUGUAG